UACAUAUCCAACCGAGUGUUAGGAGGACAUUUGUCAAAGUGGCGAAGUGAGUGGACGUUGUCAUCAUCAGCGACAGCCCCAGAACCAAAAUUUUAAAUUUAUCAUAAAAAUAGAAGAAAAAAAAACGCACAGAGAAUAAAAUGUUUCUAAUUAAAGCCUUGUUAGUCAUCUCAACGGUUGCAACACUGGCCAACAAUGUUUCGGCCAUUCACUGUUAUCAAUGUGCCUCCCUGGGCAAUAAGAAGUGUGGCGAACCAUUUGAGGCUGAGGACAGCAUGAAAUACGACUGCAACAAAGCUGCUAUACCAAUGUACCUCCAGACCUUUUUACCUCUUGGCACUUUCAAUGCCACCGGUUGCAUGACACAAACUGUGGAAGCACCCCUCGGCGGUGGUACGCACAUAAUACGUUCCUGUUAUUUUGGUGAUACCGUCAACACAGAUAAUGGCUGUAAACUGGAUCCCAAAAGUGCCGAUUCUCUGGGAUCAUGCUAUGUUUGCACAAAGGAUUGGUGUAAUGGUUCAUCAUCAAUGGCUCAACUGGGAGUGGGCUUCAUUUUGUUAUUGGCCUUGGCUCAAAUUAUCUGCUAAACAAAUUAGUGGAGAGCAACCUCGUUAGUUGCAAUUGUUUGUUGUAUUUUGUUAUUUGUUGUUGUUACCAGAAAAAAAUAAUAAACAAGACUGCUAAAGCAAUAUUUAUUUUUGUAUAUGUUUUUAAGUUUCGAAAGGCUUUUUAUGCAUUUCAUGUUUUUAUUUUUGACAUAAAUAAAUG
Molecule: messenger RNA, 771 nt
Organism: Musca domestica (house fly)
Lineage: Eukaryota; Metazoa; Arthropoda; Insecta; Diptera; Muscidae
Exons: 3
Coding region: 141-590 (149 amino acids)
Biological process (GO): sleep; regulation of synaptic transmission, cholinergic; positive regulation of voltage-gated potassium channel activity
Source: RefSeq, a predicted model, not a curated record